AUGACUUUGACAGCCCCAGUGGUCUGGGCCGGGUCUUCCGCACCCGGUCAGCCACCUCGCCAUCGCUCCCGUGGCUUACACGACGUCGCCCCGUACGCCACGGCUGAUCCGGACCUUGUCUGCUAUCCACAUAUGUGGUCCAGAGCACCUUCGAGCCAUAACACCCUGCCCUAUCGUCAUGCUUUGAUCGACAUCACCGAACGACACGCCUCUACUAUCGCUGCAAUGAAGGCCUCGCUCUGGGCCCUGCCCGUUCUCGCUUGCCUACCACUCGUGUAUGGCCUUUACGAUAACGUUCCCGACUGCGCUGUAGGUCUUUUUCUCUGUGCUACCCUGCGUAUUCGAACCCCUCGAUUAUACACCAUGCGAAUUCACGAAUUCGACAUGUCUCUGCGGAGACAUGAACUACAAUAUGGCUUCACGAAAAACCAGACCUGGUCAGAUUGCAACUUCACAUAUCACGACGAAGGAGGCACUAUCUCAUGGGUUCCGCCUUUCCUGUUCGGAACCGUUACAAUAUUCUUUGCAAUGAGACUGUUGACGAAGUGGUUGCGGAUGGGCACCUGGGGAUGGGAUGACUGGACAAUAUCAUUCGCAUAUGUUAUGAUGGUUGCGUUCUUGGUUGCAACGACUCUCGCGAAGCAAGCGGGAAUUGGUCGAGAUAUUUGGACCCUGACCGUGGAUCAAAUUACAGCAUUCAUUCGGGGCUUCUUCGCAUUUGAGAUUGUCUACUCGGUUACCCUCGCCUCGAUCAAAGCAUCGAUCCUGUUUCUUUAUCUUCGCAUUUUCGGAUCGAUCACCGAAACGUUCCGUCAGAUCUUGUGGGGCACUCAGAUUUUCAACGUCGCGGUCUGCAUCACCUUCGUCAUUGUCAAUCUGAACCAAUGCAAGCCUCUGAGCUACUUCUGGUACGGGUGGGACGGCAGACAUCCCGGAUACUGCAUCGACCUGUCAGCCAUGGCGCUAUCGCAUGCCGCUCUGAAUAUCGCCAUUGAUGUGUGGAUGCUCGUGCUUCCAGCGACUCAAAUCUACAGACUCAACCUUCAAAAGAGGCAGAAGGCAGGAAUCAUGUCGAUGUUCGGUGUUGGAAUCUUCAUCACGAUCGUCAGCGCUGUUCGGCUGAAGAGUUUCGCCACCUUCAGCCACUCCUGGAACCCAACGUAUGACUUCUACGGUCUUGCGAUGUGGUCUCACACUGAGCUUUGCGUCGGCCUGAUCGUGGCAUGCAUGCCCGCUGCUCGAUCCCUUGCCCGACGCCUGUUCCCUGAACUUCUUUACGUCACCAAAGUCAGCACCGCCCGGCAGUCCACGAGAGCAUCCGGGAACGUCAAGAUUGUUUCUCAAGACAUCGGGACCAUCGCGACAGACGAUGUACCCGAGAGUUCGACUAUGUCUUCCCCUUCAAACGCAUCGAAGAAAGACUCGCUGGCUACCUUGACGCCAGAUAGAGUACCGCUUAAACGCCUGACCACCAGCGACAGCUUGAUGGACAUCUCGCCCAGUGAGCGAGGUACGUCGUUUUACAGCGAUUCACAGAAAGGAGGCGGCAAACUGAGUGAUCCCUGGGAUUAA
This is a messenger RNA of Colletotrichum gloeosporioides, 1572 nucleotides long. RefSeq lists its product as uncharacterized. The record is from RefSeq and is a predicted model, not a curated record. The transcript has 7 exons. The coding region runs from base 1 to 1572 and encodes 523 amino acids. NCBI's taxonomy places the organism in Eukaryota, Fungi, Ascomycota, Sordariomycetes, Glomerellales, Glomerellaceae.